Messenger RNA from Annulohypoxylon truncatum, 1588 nucleotides. RefSeq lists its product as uncharacterized. The record is from RefSeq and is a predicted model, not a curated record. The transcript is spliced from 3 exons. Lineage: Eukaryota; Fungi; Ascomycota; Sordariomycetes; Xylariales; Hypoxylaceae. The coding region runs from base 1 to 1356 and encodes 451 amino acids.
AUGGCUUCCACUGGUGAAUUUAUCAUCAAUCUCAAUGACGAUAGACAUCCCAAUCUUGAAUUAUCCAAGUUGAAUAACGAGUCGCCGUUUUUCAAGGUCUUACCCCCGGAGGUCCAUCUCAUGAUCUACGAGUUUGCAGUGUAUGUCGACGAACUAAUCAUGCCAUGUCAAGUCGAACCUUAUUCAAACAAGUUCGUCGACAAGAAUCCUCGUUCUAUACCAAAAGAAUUCGCGACUGUCCCUCUCGCUCGCACAUGCCGAGCCAUCUACGCUGAGCUUGAAAGAUGGAAUCCCUUCUACAAGGUCAACGCAUUCAACUUUGAAACCCAGCAAAAUUGUCUUGCCUACUUAGUAGCUAUUACACCACAGCGACGCAAGCAGAUUCGAUGGAUCAACCUUGAAAUCGAGGGUUGCCGAAUUCUUGUCACUCGUGAAGCCGUGCGUGAAUGGGACGUUGAGCCCGGACUUAGGGCCUAUCUAUCGGACGGCAUGAUUCUCGACAAGAAUCUAUUGACAAUGCUUAGUCAUUGUGAUAGUCUUCACUCCCACAAGCUAUGUGUCAGGUUAGAUUUUCGCGACUACAAUACUGGAGAACCCGAGGAUAUCCUAAGCGACUUCGUGUGGCGAAUUAGGGAUACUGUACGAUUGCGAGGUCAAUGUCUCCUGUGGGAUUUACCUUUCUUCGGGUACGAGCUACUCCUUGACCCCGGUGAAAUUGACCAUUGGAGUUUGGUAGAAUUGGGCAAUGAUAUUGAUAACGCAAUAAGAGUGAAUAGGGAGAGCAUUGGCCAUGAUGGACCCCAGGGGUUUAAAGAGAUGGCUAAAAACAAUUGGCUCAACCAAACUGCAAUCACCGCUUCUAGGAUCCAAUUCCCGGGAGAGCUGCGUAUAUCAUGGAAUAAGGAGAGCAGUUCCAUCGGAUCGGUGGCUUCUCGAACUCGAGCAAAGUGCCGAGACCCCAAUACCAUCGGCAUAGUGGAACGCACGAUACCCAGAUACAACCAAGAAGGCUAUUUAAUGGAUUUUCAGGGAAUAAAUGACAUUCGAUGGGACGAAACAAGUGUGCAGUGUGAGGUAAUUGACUCACAGGGUAGAAAGGAUUGGGAGAACCUCUAUGUCGUCUUGCAUCCAGAACAUCAAUACUCGAUAAGGUUCUUCUACUAUGGUCUGAUCUGGAAAUUCCAAUCAGGGAAGGUGAGUCUCGAAAAGCUCCAAGCCGUACCGCAUCCACAGCACGUCCUCGAUAUCGCAGAAACCAUUUGGGCUCCUGAGCACUUUAUCUACAAAGACCAGAAAAAGUGGUUCCGGAGAGCGUGGCGCGAAAUGAUAGGAGAAUGGAAUUCGACAGUCGAAUAAGGUGACUAUUUAUGAGAUGGGGAACAGAAGGGAUGAAUUGGUUUGCCGCGCUAUGUGUUUUCUUAAUGCGGAAGUUCUUCUACUACGGCUUUACAAAAAAGGAACAAGAUCAAGGUCAAGGGAUUACGGACAUAUCGUCUUUCUUCUCAUUGCGAGCCCUUCAGAGGAUUUGUGGAAUAAUGGACGGGUUGCUUUUAUCUAAGUUUUGAUCAAUGUGGUAAGAGUACUGCAA